Molecule: messenger RNA, 432 nt
Organism: Enterobius vermicularis (human pinworm)
Lineage: Eukaryota; Metazoa; Nematoda; Chromadorea; Rhabditida; Oxyuridae
Source: the annotation of a GenBank genome assembly
AUGAUACUUGUGCAUCAGAUUAUCAAAAUACUAGGGGGAAGCACACAAAGACGUCUUACAUUAUGGAUCAGCCAGAAUCAGGAAUUCUGUACACAAAAAACAAAAGCCAUCCAGGACCCAAAAGGGCUAGACCUUCUUGGACGGGAAUUUCAGGCCAUCCAGGACCCGAAAGGGCUAGACCUUCUUGGACGGGAAUUUGAUACGGGGUUUUCAGUACUUCUGGUUCCUCAUAUACGCUUCGCUAAACAAACAACUUUUGAGGCCCAUACAUUCUUAAAAUUAUUUAUGGCCGGAAGGGGUGGAGCUCGCAAACGUUUAGCGAACCCUGAUAAGCUCAGUGAUGAUGAAUAUUUGUUGAAGCGGCAGAGGAAUAACGAUGCCGUUAACAGGCCGGUCUUAAGCUUAGUAAAGAGGACUUUCGAGAAAGAGUAG